Aspergillus welwitschiae is the source of this 480-nucleotide messenger RNA. RefSeq lists its product as uncharacterized. The transcript has a single exon. Lineage: Eukaryota; Fungi; Ascomycota; Eurotiomycetes; Eurotiales; Aspergillaceae. The coding region runs from base 120 to 410 and encodes 96 amino acids. The record is from RefSeq and is a predicted model, not a curated record.
UUUCAGCGACAACAACUCCGAGAACGGGGAACCUUCCAACGGUGUAGAGACUCCGGCCCAGGAGCAGGUGGCACAGUGAGCUUGGUGCCCUCGGCUUUGUAUGAUUGUUCAACGGGGCGAUGCGUGAAAUGAUUGAUUUAAGACGUCUAUUUUACUGGUAUAUGAGCACAAGGCGUGGUGAAGGGCUUCUUCUUCAUACAGUUUUACAUUUCGGUCCGCGUAUGGAAUAUUACAAGAGUGAACACUCUGUUCUGGCCUUAAUUCCAGGGUAUGGUUGGGCAACAGACAUCGGAGCGUUUGGUUUUUUUCUGUGUAUACGGGAGCAUUAUCGCGAUCCCUCCGGCCAUUGGUUCCUCUCUACUCUACGUUAUGCGUUCGGCGUCGGUGUUGUUAGGAUUUCAGUGGCAUAAAAUAGUCGGCGGCCCAUUUCCUGUUACAUAUAAACACAUAUUUACAGACCCAAUAUUGCAUUCAUUAGUG